This is a messenger RNA of Lichtheimia ornata, 1098 nucleotides long. RefSeq lists its product as uncharacterized. Bases 1 to 1098 code for a protein of 365 amino acids. The record is from RefSeq and is a predicted model, not a curated record. Lineage: Eukaryota; Fungi; Mucoromycota; Mucoromycetes; Mucorales; Lichtheimiaceae. The transcript is spliced from 2 exons.
AUGGCGAAUCCCUCGUCAUUGCCGUCUUCCAGUCAUCAUCGACCGCCAUCUGCUUUCCAAUGGCCUCUUCCUCCGCAGUCAGAGUUGGAACUCACUAUCAAGGAAAUUCUAGAUGUGUAUCAACAUGAUCCCGAGUUAUUAAAACUGGUGCUUUCGGCCAAAGCGGAAGAAGACAAGAAACUAGCAGCGCGUAACACGCUUCAAGUAGAACAGGCACGCAUUCAACAAAGAGUGAUGGAUUUGGAUAUGCUUCGAGUGUAUCAUCGAUUACCAUCUAGCAUGAUUGAGAAUGGCAUUCAACAACAGCAACAACAACAUGCAACAGCAACGACAACGACAACAACAGCACAUCCACAUCCACCGCCUGGUGCGGUGGUCUAUGCACCAUUGCAGCAGCAGGUGAUUGCUCGUAUUACCGAAGCUCAUUCCCCCGUGGGUGCUUAUCCACAUUCGGCCCAUCCGCUGUGUUCCGAUUAUGCACGUUACCCACAGCAACCACCUCCUCCGCAACAACAACCACCCACCACCGCCACCUCCCAACAACAACAACAACAGCACAGAGCACCACCACAACAACAAUCAUCAUCCACAUCAAGAUUACUCUCAAAGGAUAACUUAUCUACUACCACUACAACAACAACAACAUCAUCACCUCCAUCCAAGAAACGACCUCGAUCGAGUAAUGAAAAGAUGUCUCAUGACAUGGUGAUGGAAGCUCUCAAGGCUAAAUUACAGCGUACUCAACAAGCCGAGGCUGCCGAAAAGAAAAAACGAGCACGGACGUUACCUAAACCUUUGGUUACGGUUGUCAAGCAACAACAACAACAGCAACAACAGCAAUCGGAUAGUGCAAGUGAAUCUCCUAUCAUGCCAUCUCCUCGAUCUGCCAAGCCGGUCUUGCCUCCAAUCGACACCAGUGUUGGUCGACUUCAAGCUUCACGUGGCCCAAUGUCAUCACCCUAUAUUCAACGUCUCCCACCUUUUUCUGCUGCCAUUGCUCAAAAGAAUAAUCAUCAUCACUAUCACCCAUCCCAUUCUGAUACCACAAAGCGUCGCGUCCGUUCCUUAUCACCACCACCCUUUGCUAAUGCUCAUUAA